UAUUUUUUUCUCAUACUUGCACCGUCUCUCCGAAUACAAGUAUAUUCGUGUUUCUGGGAGGCAUUUUAUCAAGCAGGUGGCGCGCCAGCGGAAUUUCAAUACGAAAUCAGUAAUGUGUAGAUGAACUCUAAAUCAAUCUGUUUGUACAAGCGUCUUCCCAUGAGGAACGCGCUUGUUUGCCUCAAACGACACCGUUUCGGCCUCUUCUCACCACCUAUACGAGAUGAAAAUGCUGUUGAGAACUUGCCAAUAAUUAUGUCGCUUGGUAGGCCUAUUAACCCUGCAUCUAGGAGGUGCUAUUCGACCGGGUUUUCUAGUGUGCAUGGUGAACGCCCUUCUGCUGAAUAUGCAAAGCUAAGGAAACAGUCACUAGAAAGUGAAUUUGGACAUGCAUUAAAUUAUAGCUCAAAACGUCUUUCAACAUUCUAUCGCUUUGGACCAUUUUUAGCUCUCUAUCGAGCUGCUAUUAUCUCAUAUUAUGCGGUGAAGUUAACCAUAUGGCAACUUUUUGUUCACGACGCUAAGAAGCGCUCUAUUAAGUUUCGUGAAACUCUGAUCCGCUUGGGACCUUUCUAUAUCAAGCUUGGGCAAGCUCUGAGCACAAGGCCGGACAUUAUGCCCCCUGUGUAUUGCCAAGAACUAGCAAAGCUACAGGAUCAAAUACCCCCAUUUCCAAAUCAUGUUGCUAUCCAGUCUAUUGAAUCUCAGUUAGGUGUUCCUGUUUCCCGUAUAUUUGCUGAUAUAAGCCCGGAGCCUGUUGCUGCAGCGUCUCUUGGACAGGUCUAUAAAGCUCACUUGCAAUCUGGGGAGCUGGUAGCGGUAAAAGUACAAAGACCUGGUAUGUCAGAAUCUUUGACCCUUGAUGCUUUGUUAUUCAACAUGGUGGGAGGCCAAUUAAAGCGAUUUGCAAAAGCGAGAAAGGACCUUCUUGUAGCCGUCAACGAAAUGGUGAGGCACAUGUUUGAAGAGAUUGACUACAUUCUAGAGGGACAAAAUGCGGAGCGUUUUGCUUCUCUCUAUAGUUAUAAGCCACGUAAUGAACAAAGGAGUUCAAAAAGAAAAAUCAGUGAUAGUGUGAAGUAUGAAAAAGAAAAAUAUGUGAAAGUACCAAAGAUUUAUUGGAAGUUGACCCGUAAGGCUGUGCUAACAAUGGAAUGGAUUGAUGGAAUAAAGCUUACCGAUGAGGCUGCACUUAAGAAAGCCUUUUUGAAUCGAAAAGAGCUGAUUGAUCAGGGUUUGUAUGCAUCUCUAAGGCAAUUACUUGAGGUAGGGUACUUUCAUGCUGACCCUCAUCCAGGAAAUCUUGUUGCUAUAAAGGAUGGAUCCAUUGCUUAUUUUGACUUCGGAAUGAUGGGAGAUAUUCCUCGCCACUACCGUGUUGGACUAAUCCAAGUACUUGUACACUUUGUUAACCGUGACUCUCUGGGUUUAGCAAAUGACUUUCUCUCUCUAGGGUUUCUUCCGGAAGGGGCGGACAUUCAGUUAGUUUCAGAUGCCUUGCGAGCAUCCUUUGGCGAUGGAUCAAGACAAUCUCAAGACUUUCAGAGCAUAAUGAAUCAGUUAUAUGAUGUUAUGUACGACUUUGACUUCUCGCUUCCUCCAGACUACGCGCUGGUCAUAAGAGCAUUGGGUUCACUUGAAGGGACUGCAAAAACGUUGGAUCCUGAUUUUAAAGUUGUUGAGAGUGCAUACCCUUUUGUCAUUGGGAGGCUUUUGGCUGAUCCACAUCCAGAUAUGAGGAAAAUACUAAGAGAGCUUAUUAUACGUAAUAAUGGUUCAAUCAGGUGGAAUCGGCUAGAACGAUUGGUAGAAGCAAUAGCUAAACAAGCAGGGCCUGUGGAGGAAACAUAUUCAAACCCUUUGGGAUGGAAGUCAUUUGACAUGCGGGCAGUAGUAUCUGCCACCGAAGAUCUUUUUCAAUUCAUAUUGAGUGACAAGGGUGCAAGAGUACGGGUUUUUCUUUUAAAAGACAUGAUUAAUGCGGCUGAUACUUUUCUUGAAGAUCAGGUACUGGCCUCGAUGUUCGAUACAAAUUACGAAGCUAGAGAAGCAUCUGAAUCAGAGGGGCAGGAAAUGCUGAAAAGAUUGGUGAAUGGAUUCAGAUAUCUAUAUCAAGCGAUCCUGCUGGCCCCAGAUGUAUGGGCAGCAAUGAUGAUCCGGUUGAGUCUUAAACCUGAGCUUCAUAGAUUUUUGUUUGAUAUUGUAUCUACUAUGUUAUCACGCUCUGGAGACAAAAUUCCACAAACAUUGUGGCUUUCAUUAUCCAAUUGUAUUAACAAGUUGGUAAAUAAAAAAUCUGGCUGAUUUAUAAUAUGAACUCUCUUACAUUCUCA
Molecule: messenger RNA, 2333 nt
Organism: Daucus carota subsp. sativus
Lineage: Eukaryota; Viridiplantae; Streptophyta; Magnoliopsida; Apiales; Apiaceae
Exons: 14
Coding region: 121-2304 (727 amino acids)
Source: RefSeq, a predicted model, not a curated record